AUGAAUGCUUGCCCCAACGGCCUAGCCAAGGGCAUCCUUCGCGAGCCAAAGACGCCCGCGCCCAAAGAGCAAGCGACGCCGGCGCCCACGGCCGAGGAGUAUAGCUCCUAUGAAACGGAGACCGAAGAAGAAGGCCCACCACCCGCGCCACCGCCGCCUGCGCCGCCUGCUGCGCCGGCAGCUGCGCCGGCAGCUCCCGUCGCCGCACGCGCGCAGCUGCCGCCGGCGCCGGUCACGGAGCGUCGGGACAUGGCCUGUGGGCCGGAUGUGCCGUACCGAGAGCCAAGGCCACCAGCCAUGCUUGACGUCGCAUGUCAGACGAAGGAGUCCUGCUUCGAGCGCUCGGUACGGGAUGUGGCCUGUGGUCCAGAUGAGCCGAUGAGCUUCCCAGGCGCUCCAUCUGCACCCGUGACUGCGGCACCGGCGGCGCCGGACGGUGCUGUGGCACCCGAGAUGCCACCUGAGCAGCCCAAGAAGAAGCGGAGGAAACACCGGAAGCUUCCGGAAGGGCCCCACUGGCAGGCCGUCUCGACCGGAGCUGGAGCCGGCGAACCCGCUUCGAUCCGGGGCGCAGGACCUGAUCCGCCUGAGAUCAAGCGAGACCUUUCACCCGUAGAACCUGCGGCACCUGUGGCACCUGCAGAACCUUUGGCAUCCACAGCAGCCGUCACCUUACCCGCAGCUGUUGCAGCGCCCACUCCGCCGCCGCCGGCGCCCGCUGCGCCACCGGCGCCUGACCCGUCACCUUCACCGUCCCCUUCACCGUCGCCCUCGCCCGAGCCCUCGCCAGCCGCACCGGUUCCAGAGCCGGUGGCACCGGUGGCAGAGCAAUCCGUAGCCGUGGAGCCAGCGGACUCGACUGGGCUGACGGAGAGUGAUUUGAGCGAGGGCAGUGAGGACUCUGCAGAGAAGGAGGAGCCAGAGAAGAUGGAGGAGGCAGAGAAGAUAGAAAAGGAAGAGGUACAGGAGGAGCCGGAGCCGAAGCCAGAGCUGAAGCUGGAAGCGCCGGUGGAAGCGCCGGUGGAAGCGCCGGUUCCGCGGCCGGAAACAAAGGCGUCAUCUCUGGAGCUGAAGCCGCUGGAGACGCGCAACGAGGUCCGGCACGAGCGCCGGACGGAGCGCGACGACUUCGGCGGACGCCGCCGCGGUUCGCCGCGGGGCGACCCACGGGUGUCCCAGGACCAUCGUCACAACCAUCGCCCACGGGACCGACGAUCCUUCCCAAAGCGGCGGCGGUCGACGGAAGGACAUCGGCGUCGAACUCCCAGGCCCUCUCGCCGUUCCCGGCGUCCCUCCCGUGCCUCGCGGCGCGAAAAACCGCGCCGCCGGGGCGCGGCGUCGGGGCGGUCGCGGUGCCUCCAGUUGCGGAGCGCCCCACGCAGCAGAAGGCCCGGCCCUGGGGCCACAUCCCCGAUGCCUCGCUACCCCGUGCCAGUCGCAGAAGCCGAGAGCCGGCACCAAAGGCUCAGACCGCUCGCCCCGGCGCCUCACGCCCUCCCCCCGGCCGCGGCGCCGCACGCCGUCGCCCCGGCGCGGUCGCACGCCGGAAGCGGCGCCCCGGCGGCGGUCGGAAGCGGCGAAGGAGCGGAAGUCGCCACAGGAGACAAGGCGAAGGAGGACUCCGACUACGAGACGGAUACCUCAGCGUCCAGCCCACGGGCGCAAGACUCCCGGAGAGAAGACAGGCAUCCAAUGCCACCACCUGCUGGGCUGCCGCCAGAUGAGGCCCAACAGGCGUUUCAGCGGUGGCAGGCGAUGGCUGCAGCACUGCAUCCGAGCAUGUCCUUUUCGAACUACUAUGGCUUUCUUCAGAACAUGCCACCGGCCUACUACUCUCAGUCUCAUUCGACGCGCUAUCGCGGCUACGAGGAGCGCUCGCACCGUCCGGGUGGCAAGGGCCGAGGGUAUCACCACCAGGACCAGCAGAUUACUGCACCGCGCUAUAGGCAUGACCGCGAGCGUCGAGCAUUCCGGGAUGAGGGGCCGGCGAACACGCAUGAGCGAACAUCAAAGCCAGCGACGGAGGCGGAUGAAGCGAAGAAAGAGGCCAAUCCUGAAGCUGCCAGCGCGGCUGCAGAGGCUGUUCAGCAUGAAGCGGGCUCGAAGGAAGUUCCUCCAGAGGCACCAGCGAGCCGAGCGGAUACUUUCGCGGAACCGGCGGAGGCCAGACCAUCGGAAGCACCUGCUGAGGCGGGCUGA
This is a messenger RNA of Durusdinium trenchii, 2199 nucleotides long. Lineage: Eukaryota; Dinophyceae; Suessiales; Symbiodiniaceae. The record is from the annotation of a GenBank genome assembly.